UAAAGCCCUUUAUCUUCGUUGUUAUGUCCAAAAUUCCCCAAAACAAUUCUCUAGAUUUUCGCGAUUAUCUUCAACCGAAAUGGAUACUCGAAUCGACGACGACGACGGCGAUUUUCUAGCUUCUAGUUCAAAUACCACCGGUCGCCGGAAUUACCACUGCUACAGUGAAAAAUUCGUUUUCAACUCCGACUCCGAUUCCGACGACGUCGCCGGCGCCGGAGAUGUCAAUAGAGUCGGAAGUUCCGGUAGGAAAUUUAGCUUCGAUGAGACGGAGCGAACUCCGAAAUUGUUUGACCGGUUCUACGGCUCUUCAUCUUCUGAUGAUGAGGAGUUCAGUUCUGGUUCAGGUCAAAAUGGGGUUGUACGGAAACGGCUUGAUAAUAUGAUUCAAUUCCUUGACCGUAAGAUUUGUUCGGAAACAGCUGGUUCUAAUAGUAAUAAUAAUGUUAAGAGUCAGUCUCAAGGUCUUCCGGAGUUUUCAGGUAAAGGUGGUGGUGCUGGGAUUUUUAAGUUGCCGGUACGUGCCGCUGUGCAUCCUGAUCGUCCGCCGUCGUUGGAAUUACGGCCACACCCGUUGAGAGAAAGACAAAUUGGGAGAUUUUUGAGGACUAUAUUGUGUACGGACGAUGGAUCUCAGCUAUGGGCUGGGUCGGAGUGUGGAGUUAGGCUGUGGAAUUUACCGGAUAUGUAUGAGGCUGCUCAAGAAGAAGAAGAGAAUGAGGACUUUGAGGAUGCCGCACCUUUUCUGGAGUCUGGUAGGACUUCACCAACUUUGUGCCUUGUUGAAGAUGCUGGGAAUAGGUUGCUAUGGAGUGGACACAAAGAUGGUAGAAUCAUGUGUUGGAAGAUGGACAGUGAAACUAGCAGUAGAGAGAAAGGUGUUUGUGGAAAAGCUGCUUUGAAAGAAGUGCUAUCGUGGCAGGCUCAUCGCAGUCCAGUUCUUUCCAUGAUCAUGACUUCCUAUGGCGAUCUGUGGUCUGGAUCUGAGGGUGGUUCCAUCAAGAUCUGGCCUUGGGAAGGAAUGGAGAAAGCGAUUGCUCUGAUAUAUGAGGAAAGGCACAUGGCUGCUUUGUCGAUAGAGAGGUCAUAUGUGGAUCUAAGGAGCCAAGUUAUGCAUAAUGGAACAGGCAAUAGCAUAUUUUCUGUUGAUGUCAAAUAUAUGCUGUCUGAUCGCUCUGGAGCAAAAGUUUGGACGGCUGGUUAUGUGUCAUUUGCACUUUGGGAUGCACGGACUAGAGAGUUACUGAAAAUCUUUAACACAGAUGGUCAGGUUGAAAAUAUAUUAGCAGCAGUAGAUCCUGUAAUUGAAGAUGAAAUGAGGAUGAAAGUUGUGUCCAAUUCAAAAAAGGACAAGUCUCAAAGUUCUAUCGGCUUCUUUCAGCGUUCACGCAAUGCUAUCUUAGGAGCAGCUGAUGCUGUCCGUAGGGUUGCGGUAAAAGGAGGAUUUGGAGAAGAUAACCGGAGGACUGAAGCGUUGAUUAUUACAGUCGAUGGAAUGAUAUGGAGUGGAUGUGCAAAUGGAUUACUUGUCCAAUGGGAUAGAAAUGGCAAUCGCUUGCAAGAUUUCCAGUAUCACACAUUCUCCGUUCAAUGUUUAUGCACAUAUGGGUCACGGAUUUGGGCAGGUUAUGCUAGUGGUUAUAUUCAGGUAUUGGAUCUUAGUGGUAAUCUACUUGGAGGAUGGAUAGGUCAUAGUAGCCCCGUAAUAGAUUUUUCUGUUGGUGGAGGUUACGCUUUCUCUUUGGCUAAUCAUGGUGGUAUACGGGGUUGGAGUGUGAUAUCUCCUGCACCACUGGAUGGUAUUCUGCGUUCGGAGUUAGCUAGCAAGGAAUUUUUGUAUACUAGGCUAGAGAAUUUUAAAAUAUUGGCUGGUACAUGGAAUGUUGGACAAGGAAGAGCUUCACCUGAUUCACUUAUAUCAUGGUUAGGUUCUGCAGCAGCAGAUGUUGGCAUUGUUGUUGCUGGCUUGCAGGAGGUGGACAUGGGUGCUGGUUUUCUUGCAAUGUCUGCUGCUAAAGAAUCAAUGCAGGUGGGUCUUGAAGGAAGUUCUGCUGGUCAAUGGUGGUUGGAAAUGAUUGGAAAAACCUUGGAUGAGGGAUCAACUUUCAUUCGUGUUGGCUUCAGGCAGUUGGCGGGCCUGGUUAUUUCUGUCUGGGUCAGAAGAAAUAUUAGUCGUUAUAUCGGGGAUGUUGAUGUUGCAGCAGUACCUUGUGGUUUCGGCCGUGCAAUUGGGAACAAGGGAGCCGUAGGAUUAAGGAUGAGAGUAUAUGAUCGUACUGUGUGCUUUGUGAACUGUCACUUUGCUGCACAUCUAGAAGCUGUCGGUCGCCGGAAUGCUGAUUUUGACCAUGUUUAUCGAAGUAUGAUCUUUAGUCGACCAUCAAACUUUCUCAAUGCUGCAGCUGCUGGUGUCUCAUCUGCGAUUCAAAUGCUUCGCAGUGCAAAUGGUGCGUUUAACUCUGCAGAAGCAACUCCUGAGCUUUCUGAGGCAGAUAUGGUUGUGUUUCUUGGUGACUUGAACUAUCGGCUUGAUGGCAUUUCUUAUGAUGAAGCAAGAGAUUUUAUUUCCCAAAGGAGCUUUGAUUGGCUUAGAGAGAGGGACCAGUUGCACACAGAGAUGGAAGUUGGGAAUGUCUUCCAAGGAAUGCGUGAAGCCGUCAUCAGAUUUCCUCCAACAUACAAAUUUGAGAGGCAUCAAAAUGGCUUAGCAGGGUAUGACUCUGGUGAAAAGAAGCGGAUUCCUGCCUGGUGUGACAGAAUUUUGUAUCGUGAUAGCCGUUCCAAUUCAGGUUCCACUUGCAGCUUAGAUUGUCCUGUCGUCUCAUCAGUUCUGCAGUAUGAAGCUUGCAUGGAUGUGACAGAUAGUGACCACAAACCUGUAAGGUGCAUAUUCAAUGUGGAGAUUGCUCGAGUGGAUGAAUCAGUGAGAAGGCAAGAAUAUGGAGAAAUCAUUAGAUCAGACGAGAAAGUUGUGCAUAUGCUUCGGGAACUUAAUAGAAUUCCAGAAGCAAUAGUCAGCACAAAUAAUAUAAUCCUCCUGAACUCUGAUGCAUCCAUCUUGCGCAUUACAAAUAAGAGUGGGAAAAACAAAGCUAUUUUUGAAAUAACUUGUGAAGGCGAAUCCACAGUUAAAGAUGAUGGACAAGUGUUUGAUUAUCGUCCAAGAGGUUCUUUUGGUUUCCCUCGUUGGCUUGAGGUUAAUCCUGCAGUUGGCGUCAUUGCACCGGACCAAAUUGUUGAGAUUUCAGUUCACCAUGAAGACCGGCAGACACUUGAGGAGUUUGUUGAUGGAGUUCCUCAAACCUCUUGGUGUGAAGAUGCCAAGGAUAAGGAAGUCAUGUUGGCAAUCAAAGUCCGCGGUUGCUUUUCAACAGAAAGAAAAUGUCACCGUGUCCGUGUACGCCACUGCUUUUCAGGCAAGCCUUUGCCCACAAAGGUCCGACAAAGCAACUCUGACCAUCCCCAGCCAAAUGUCCUUCGCCGGUCUGAUUUUCAACCCAGUGGCUUUUCACCUGAUGUUGUCGACGACCUAAUAAAUCUGAACAGUCCUUGACGAGCAAGCAAGCAUAUCUCCAGGUUUUAACCACACCAACACCCAAUUUGUGUGUUGAAUUCACUACAACGAACAUCCAAAGCAAUGUGCUUCUGUAAAUAGUCAUUGAAGGGACUAUUCUGCAACUUCUCGAUAGGAUCGAGAAAUUUUUGUUGCGUAUGUCAAAUUCUUUUGAGUUGGCCAGUUUUCAAAUUAUUCAGGCAGUCACUUAUUGAUAAGUGUAUAGCAUAAAUUGCACAUAUGCAAUAACAUAGAACUAGUUGUGUAUGUAAUCAUGUAAGGUAUUUGGAGUGAGUGGUGAAUUGAGUUUUGAACCCUUCUAUAAGUUGUUGGGUGUGGGUUUGACCUCUUUUUUUGAGUAUUCCUUUUUGAUACACUCCUUGUUUCUACAUUGCUCUGUUAUGGGAGGAGAAAUGUGUAACGUUACAAAAAAAUUUAACAAGAAGUGGAGACCUGUGAUGUAUUUAAUGUUUUCUCCUUCUCUAGCAA
Solanum lycopersicum (tomato) is the source of this 4042-nucleotide messenger RNA. RefSeq names its product type II inositol polyphosphate 5-phosphatase 15. Gene Ontology annotation, biological process: phosphatidylinositol dephosphorylation. Lineage: Eukaryota; Viridiplantae; Streptophyta; Magnoliopsida; Solanales; Solanaceae. Gene Ontology annotation, molecular function: protein binding; phosphatidylinositol-4,5-bisphosphate 5-phosphatase activity. The record is from RefSeq and is a predicted model, not a curated record.